AGAGAGCGUGUCGUGCCCUCAGGCUUCGUCACUCGGCCAUCCACUCUGCUGCAGCUGCUGCAUACCUGCGCCCCCCUCCUCCCCAUCAUGGCCGAAGAGCCCUCUUCCAUGCGCUCGUCCCAGGGGUCCUCAUCGUCACGCCGUGCGCCCAAGAACCCCCAGCAGCAACUCUCGCAGAUCGAGAAGUCCGUCACACAUCUGCUCGUCGCCACAAAGCAACUGCUCGAGACACUGACCCUAUGGUCGCGUGGGACGGCCACCGAGAGCGAGGUCUCCGACGUCUAUGUCCGUCUGGGCUAUGAGUUCAACAUCGCGUCGCGUGCCUUCAAUGCCAUUGGCGUUGACACAAACGACCUGGGAAAUGUCCCGGAACUGUUGCGCGGCAUACUGGAAGAGACCCUGAGCCAGGAAGCAUCCCAGGCCAGCCUCGACAACUUCCUACCUCGCAUACGAGACAUCAUAAUCAACCUCCUCCAUGGCCUGAAGAAGAAGCAGCAGCGGUUACGGCAGCGUACUGGAAGAGAUGGUUCACUUAACGGCGGCGGUAGUCCCCGACAGGCCAGCGUCGGUAGUUCCAGUGAAGUCGAGGACGCACAGCAAGCCCGUUCAGCAAGCCAAAGACUUCCCUCGAGGGGCGAAAGUCCGUCUUUUGGUGGCCCCGGCCUCCCCCCACGCUCGUCCUCAGUAGCAGGAGGCGGCCGAGCAUCGCCAAGCAAGUACGACUCACUGCCCUCGAAUCCGAAAUCGAACCGCUCUACGAAUGCAAGCCAGCUCUCUACAGACUCGUCCAUGUCGAGUAACUCUGCCCAGCAAGCGCCCGUCAUCGCUCCUUACCCCUCAGACGAUGCCAUGCCCAAGCCGCCAGAACAUGCCCCACAACCGCAACCCAACUAUCCCGUCGACUUCCCGCCACCUCCACCCCCACCACAACAAGAAGAUGCGCUGGCUGCAUUGCAAAGAGGGGGAGAGUUAGAGCGGAGGGCUUCGCGGAGAUUCUCAGCCUAUCAGAUCCAGAAGCAUCUCGGUACAAAUGGAAUACCACUUCCGCCCGUUCAGAACUCGCCCAUACCGAAUAGGGGUCGGGAUGUGCGCGAGUCUAUGAAUGCAGUCCGAACAAGGGCACCUACGCUGCACGGUCGGCAGCGAUCAAACCAACAACCUGCCCAACAGCGACCAGCAGUGGAAACCAAAUUUUCUUAUGAUCAGCACAACGACAGACGCAUCUCUGAGGAGAGUUCUCAAGGCAAGGCACCAACCCUGUCGCCACCCCAAGAGUCUGGGGCAGAAGACAGCCCCAUUCAGAAGACACCACAGGACAAGAUUGGUGCGCCAAAAUUCCCCGAAAAUGACCAACUCGCUCUAGGCGCCACUCUCAACGGGCCAUUGUCUGAACCAGCCGAAAUUGCGCCUGGCUCACCAGCCAAAGACGGGAGUCCUAGGCCAGCAGCGAGCCGCCACAGUUCUUACAGAACAAAGACACCAUCUCCGCAACCUUCACAUUUCAUUCCAGAGCAAUCGCCUCAACAAGGGAAAGAACUCACUGUUUUCCUUCAGUACAAGAGCAAGAUUAAGAAGUAUGUGUUUGCUGAUGGUUCCGAACUCUCUUCUGCUCGCCUGCAACUAGCUUUUAUCGAGAAGUUCGCUUGGGACACCCACCGCUACGGCGACCUACCCGAGAUUCAUAUUCAGGACCCAGUUUCCGGUGUACGAUACGAAUUGGAGGACAUACGCGACAUCAAGGACAGAGCGGUCCUUGUUCUGAAUGUAGAGCAGCUUGAUGAAGUAAAGAACCAUAUUGAUGACAAAUUUGGUGGUCUCAGCAAGUUGGUGGAGAGUAUAAAGACCGUUGUUGAGGAUCAGCAAGCGACUAUACAACGCGUUGCAGAACGCCAGCAGCAAACUAGUAAGGAGCUCGCUGGUAUAUCUGCAGCGCCACUUUCUUCCAAUCGCAACUCUGCUCUAUUGGCUUCACGCUCCAUUCCAAGUGGUGGACCUUCUGAAGGUACAGUUACGUCGGCCACCCAACUCAACGAAGUGCAGGCGCUACGUCGAGAUUUAGCCGUUGUUCGCCAGACAUAUUCAUCAUUUGUUUCGGAUAUACAAGCGAGCAUGGCGACAAUACGUACAAAGGCGGGUGCCGUCAAAUCUACUGCUAUCAAGGUUGCGUUGCCUUCACUUGACGGUGAUAGCGGUCGCGCCUACAUCAACAACGGAAAGAAGGCUUUACAGGACGACUCGGAGAAGAUUGUCAACAGGGUGGAUGAUCUCCAGGAUCUUGUGGAAGAUCUCAGAAAGGACGUCGUCAUGCGUGGAGUUCGGCCCCUACCUCGCCAACUUGAGACUACAGCCAAAGAUCUGUCAAUGGCCACUGCAGAGCUCAAGAAGUUGCAGGACGUUCUGGCUAAGGAGAAGCCACUAUGGACCAAGAUUUGGGAGCAAGAGCUGCAGACUGUCUGUGAGGAGCGAGACAUGCUUACUAUGCAAGAAGAACUCGCGGCCGAUUUGCAAGACGAUCUUGAGAAGGCGGCCCAGACGCUGGAGCUGGUUGAACAGGCGACGAAGCAGCAGAACCUUGAAAGCGAGAAGGAGAAUGGCAAGGGCAUGCGCUCUGCGAGCGGUCGCAGCAUGCUCAAUGCAGUUGCUGCGGACAAGGUCAUCGACCCCCGGCAAGCUCGUGAUGGCGUCCUGGGCGAGGUCAAGGCUCUGCAACCAAAUCACGAAGGCAGACUGGAAGCCAUCGAGCGAGCUGAAAAGGCGCGUCAACGCGAUCUCGCGACAAGAAACGACGACGAGUUUAAGCGCGAACUGGGCAAUUUUGUUGAAGAAGGAAAGCUGAAGAAGAGUGGUGGCGUGGAAGAAACAGAGCGUCUGCGCAAAGCAAAGGACGAGCGAGCCCGCAAGGAGAACUUUGAGCGCGAGGCUGCACGCCAAAGAGCAAAGGCAGAGAAGCAGGCGAGGGAAGCUGAGGCCGCUGCAGCUGCUGCCGCUGCCGCUGCUGCCGCCCCCCCUGAGGGAGAUGGCGCUGAAGGACAGAACGGACAGGCUGAAGCUGAUGCUGCACCAGAGAACCCAGAGGAAGCUAAGAGAGAUGAAGGUGGUCCCGCCUAGGCAAUGGCUACUUUCCAUCUUCAUUCUUAGCCCUACCUUUUCAGGUAUCUUACACAAAGAGCUGAUAUCUCUGGGUUUCUAGAUCUGCCACAAAGCCGCUCUUCAACCUGGCCUUGCAUGCAACCCUAUUACGUUCCGCUAUCCAUGCAGAUGAGAUAUACAGAGACUACGGCUUCAGAUCUUCUU
Molecule: messenger RNA, 3294 nt
Organism: Bipolaris sorokiniana ND90Pr
Lineage: Eukaryota; Fungi; Ascomycota; Dothideomycetes; Pleosporales; Pleosporaceae
Exons: 3
Coding region: 88-3108 (1006 amino acids)
Biological process (GO): establishment of cell polarity
Cellular component (GO): cytoplasm; cell tip
Molecular function (GO): cytoskeletal regulatory protein binding
Source: RefSeq, a predicted model, not a curated record